UGGCGGCGGUGGGCACUGGAGGUGGGUGGCCUUGCCUUUUGCCGCCACCGCCGCCGCCAACAGCCUGUCAGCGGGGACCUGCGCAAGGCCCGGCUGGUUGGGACUCGUCUGUGGGGCGGGAUGGACUGGUUGUCCGACCCAAUCCCCUGCGGUUGGCAGGAGUAUGAGGCGGAGUGAUGCACGCCCCGGCGCCCGGCAGCGUUCUAGUUGUCAGAGACAUCGCUUCGGACUCUGCUGCCCGUGGCUGCGUUCUCCAGUCGGGAGCCCCUUCCAGAGAUUGGAACUGCUCUGUGCGGCCAGCGGGAGGUCCCCAAGGACGGAGUCUAAAGGUCAAAUCUUAUCUGUCAGUGCUGUGUGACAGCAUCGCAGCGGCACCUGCAAAACCUGAACUAGAUUCUGAAGUCAAGGGCCAUAUUGUAUUUCCAUUCUAAAUUCCAGUGCCCCUGGGCCCAGGAUAGUGCUCACUGGUUGAUGUUCAUGUAGAAUGCAUGUUGGGACGCUUGCUGAGGUCUUGCUCACAUUACACCACCAUCUUUCCUCCCUGCAGAUCCGUAAUGCCUCCUGUCUGGCUCUUUCAAGAUGGAGGAGAAACCUGCUGGAGAGCCUGCACAAGGGGUGUCUAAAUUCAAACUUUCCACAGGACACUGGCUGGUGGAAGAUCAUGCUCGAAUAUGGGAAGUUUUAAAGACAGAAGAGAGCUCGAUUCAGGACUGGGGUGAAGAGGUAGAGGAAGGAGCUGUUUACCAUGUCACCCUCAAAAGAGUCCAGAUUCAACAGGCUGCCAAUAAAGGAGCAAGAUGGCUAGGGGUUGAAGGGGACCAGCUGCCUCCAGGACACACAGUCAGUCAAUAUGAGACCUGUAAGAUCAGGACCAUAAAAGCUGGCACCUUGGAGAAGCUCGUGGAGAACCUGCUGACAGCUUUUGGGGACAAUGAUUUUACCUAUAUCAGCAUCUUCCUGUCAACCUACAGAGGCUUUGCCUCCACUAAAGAAGUGCUGGAGCUGCUGCUGGACAGGUAUGGAAACCUGACAAGCCCAAACUGUGAAGAGGAUGGAAGCCAGAGUUCUUCAGAGUCCAAGACAGUGAUCAGAAAUGCGAUCGCCUCCAUCCUGAGGGCCUGGCUUGACCAGUGCGCAGAGGACUUCCGGGAGCCCCCGAAUUUCCCCUGCUUACAGAAACUGCUGGAUUAUCUCAAACGGACAAUGCCAGGCUCUGACCCGGAAAGAAGAGCAAACAAUCUUCUUGAGCAGUUUCACAAACAAGAAGUGGACACCGACAAUGGGCUUCCCAACACCCUCUCCUUCAGCCUGGAAGAGGAAGAGGAACUGGAGGGUGGAGGGGCUGCAGAAUUCACGUGCUUUGCCGAAGACCUCGUGGCAGAACAGCUGACCUACAUGGACGCGCAACUAUUCAAGAAAGUCGUGCCUCACCACUGCCUGGGCUGCAUUUGGUCCCGGAGGGAUAAGAAGGAAAACAAACACUUGGCCCCCACUAUCCGAGCCACCAUCUCUCAGUUUAAUGCUCUCACCAAAUGCGUGGUCAGCACCAUCCUGGGGGGCAAAGAGCUCAAGACUCAGCAGAGAGCCAGAAUCAUUGAGAAGUGGAUUAACAUUGCUCACGAAUGUAGAAUCCUGAAGAACUUUUCCUCCUUGAGGGCCAUCGUUUCGGCGCUGCAGUCCAAUUCCAUCUAUCGCUUAAAAAAGACUUGGGCUGCUGUCCCAAAGGACCGAAUGCUGAUGUUUGAAGAACUUUCUGAUAUCUUCUCAGACCACAAUAACCAUUUGACCAGUCGGGAACUACUGAUGAAGGAAGGAACCUCCAAAUUUGCAAACCUGGACAGUAGUGUGAAAGAAAACCAGAAGCGGACUCAGAGGCGGCUUCAGCUCCAGAAGGACAUGGGGGUGAUGCAGGGAACUGUGCCCUACCUGGGCACCUUUCUAACCGACCUGACCAUGCUAGACACUGCUCUUCAGGACCAUAUUGAGGGUGGGCUGAUCAACUUUGAAAAAAGGAGAAGGGAAUUUGAAGUGAUUGCCCAAAUAAAGCUCUUACAGUCUGCCUGCAACAGCUAUUGUAUGACCCCAGACCCGAAGUUCAUCCAGUGGUUCCAGAGACAGCAGCUCCUGACAGAGGAGGAGAGCUAUGCCCUCUCCUGUGAGAUUGAAGCUGCUGCAGAUGCCAGCGCCACCUCACCCAAGCCUCGGAAGAGCAUGGUGAAGAGGCUUAGCCUGCUAUUUCUGGGCUCGGACAUUAUCACCAGUAGCACUCCCACCAAAGAGCAGCCCAAGUCCGCAGCCAGUGGGAGCUCUGGAGAAAGCAUGGACUCGGUCAGCGUGUCCUCCUGUGAGUCCAACCACUCCGAGGCUGAGGAGGGCUCCAUCACUCCCAUGGACACACCCGAUGAUCCUCAAAAAAAGCUCUCCGAGUCGUCCUCAUCCUGUUCUUCUAUCCAUUCCAUGGACACGGCCUCCUCAGGGAUGUCAUCCUUAAUCAACCCCCUGUCUUCCCCUCCAUCCUGCAACUCCAAUCCCAAGAUCCACAAGCGCUCUGUCUCUGUGACAUCCAUUACCUCGGCCAUGCUGCCUCCCGCUUACAACCAACAGAACGAAGACACCUGCAUCAUCCGCAUCAGUAUCGAGGACAACAAUGGCAACAUGUACAAGAGCAUCAUGUUGACGAGCCAGGAUAAAACUCCUGCUGUGAUCCAGAGAGCCAUGCUGAAGCACAACCUGGACUCCGACCCGGCUGAGGAGUAUGAGCUGGUGCAGGUCAUCUCAGAGGACAAAGAACUUGUGAUCCCAGAUUCAGCAAAUGUCUUUUAUGCCAUGAACAGCCAAGUGAACUUUGACUUCAUUUUACGCAAAAAGAACUCCAUGGAAGAGCAAGUGAAACUGCGUAGCCGGACCAGUUUGACAUUGCCCAGGACAGCUAAGCGGGGCUGCUGGAGCAACAGACACAGUAAAAUCACCCUCUGAAGGGAAGGACCACAGCCCCUUGCUCGCCAGAGGCCGAGAGAGCCUGAGAAUAGGCCGUGUGAUUGCAACUGCCAUCCAGUGUUAGACAUCUUUGUGAGGUCAACCAGUGUUUAUUGAGUACCUCCAGUGUGCAAGGCACGUGAAAGGGAAUCAGAGGUGAAUUUAACAUGAAAAGGAUGGACAAUUCACUGAUUCUCUUUGACCUACUCGAGACUGAAAUGCAAAAUUAUACACACUUAUAAAUAUAUAUAUAUAUAUAUGUACACGUAUUUGGUAUGUACGUGUAAAUAUAUAAAUAUGUGAGGGACUUAUGGGAUAUUCUGGACUAUGGAAAAACAAAUUUGCACAAUGGCCUGGGAAGUUGAGGUCACUUUUUACAGGGAAAUAGAAGGAACUGUGAACCUAGUCCCAUACUUUCCCAGUAAAUGGAAUCAACCCUAGGAAUACAGAGUGUCCUUCGGGCCAGUAUUACAAGAAGUCCAAACUAUUUUUAUAAAAGGAGAUUACUUUCUCAAUCAAGUGCCACCAGAGGAAACAGCUGCAGAGGCUGGAACUGCCCGGGCUGCAUGAAAAGCCGCUUUGGAAAGGGUUUGGAUGAGCCCGUGGCCUUAGGCCUCUGCUGUAUCCACAGCUCUCUGCUCCCCCUGGGAGGACAAGGAGGAACUUUGGGGGCCUUCCGACCCACUGGGCCAGCUGUCCUAACACUUUUGGAGCGAUCCUAAGCCCAUCUCAGUUUCCCGCAACAGCAUUGUGUCUCUGUCCCUCCCCAACCCCUGCCCCACCACACCCCCGAAAGCAUAUCAAGGUCAUUAUUGCACAAAUAGCCAUGGUCUUUGGUAACUUAUCAGCCAGAAGAGUAGGCACAAAAGAAUGGUGACUCAUUUGGACUCUUACCUGUCUCAGAUGCCACGACUUCAUUGCCUUUGCCAAUUGCCUUUUGCAUGUAAAACUAUAUGUCUGGAGUCUUUUGCCCAUCUGGACGGUAAUACCUCUAUAUUAUGUGCAAUUUGUUCCUCAGGUGUCGAAAUUUUUACUUUGAUGGACUGUCUGUGAUCAUUUGAGCCUGUGAAAGAUUUCUGAACAGUGAUUAAUCUGUUAUUAACCCCUGGGAAGAUACUAUCUGCUGAUAGCAGCGUCCUGUGUUCCUUACUAACUUUUACUUACUAACUGUGCCUAGCCGUGGGGAGAAAUGGGCCUUUCUUACCUAAAUCACUUUUAAAGAGGUACAUUUCUCCAGAUGGAAUCAAUACCUUUUUUUCCCCAGGACCCACCCUUGCUGUCAAGGUGUCACUGCCAAGUGACAUUUUUGUCUCAGCAACACCAUCACCCUCUCCCUUCCAAAUCUGAGCUGUGCUGGGGUUUGAACUAAAAAGCCAUAUGUUGGAUGUUGACAUGUAUAAAAAGCACUUUCAGAAUGUUGUCCUUUUUAAGAAAAACUUAUCAAAAUACCAGUUUUUAUCCCCAAAAUAAAGAGAAUGAACUCAGAAUAUGAAGUGCAGAUUGUAACCUGGAGGUCUCCCCUCCGCACCCCCACAAUCCUUGAAGACAACUCAAAGGUUGUAUGAGAUUUAUGUUUUGUGCCUAAACAGCCAUAUGAAAUUUGCAAGAAACACCAGGGAACGUUUCGAGACGUGUGGCAGUAAACCAAAGAAUGAGCCAGGAAAGCCUCCAGUUUCCUUUUGUUCUUUCUAGGAGAGGGAACCGUGCUUUGUAAAUCCUGGGUUUCCACUGGUCCGAGGACUAGAACUUUCUUUUCUCUGCGAGGCUCGUCUGAUUUUGGCUUUCUGUGCUUGGAAGAGAGAUGCCGGGGUGGUAGACAUCUUGCAGAUUGAAGUCAGUGUAGCCUCAGGCUGAGGUUCUUGGUUGGAAAAUCAAAAAGAACACAGGACUGUUGGCCUGGUUAGGGUGUGAUUACCAAACGUGUUGUGCCCUGUGCUCUCCCUGUGUAUUUAUACUGUAUAUGUAGAGUCUAGAUUUAUAUACUGCAAUGUAAAAUAUAUAUAUAUUUUCAUUUUUUAAAGACAAUGGAAAUUCCAAGUAGAUACAACAUAGCCUCACUUAUUUAAUGCCACUUAAAAUGUCUUAAAUUUGUUUCCUGAUAGAGAGCUGGGUAAAGCUCUUAGCUGCUCGCAUGCUUGUCUUUCUGCAUUUCCAUCAUCUGUUUACCUUUUGGUUAAACUAAUAAACUGGUUUGGGACUCGGUUGGCAUAUGCUGCUGCCAGACCCAAAGGACAUGUGUCUGGAGUGUUCAUCAGCUGGAUUCUGGGUUCCAGAUGUGUCAGUAAGCUUUUUGGAAGCUCAGGCUGGCUCUGUCAAAGGGAGCAGUGGGGGAGCCAGCUGCAGGUAGGUGGGGGCUCCUCUCACAGGAAGUGUCAUGUGGACUUGGGGGAUAAGAAGGACACCCUCCAGGAACUGAGGGGGGGCCCUGCCAAGUGGCUGGUAUUAGGAGUCAGGCAGUCUGAAUUUCAAAAACAUGAACUCAGAGUUAGGAUCCAAGUCUCUUUGCCUUCUCUUUGCAGCCUUCCCCCAGCCUGCACCUGCUACUGCCUGCAGGAUUUCUGAAGCCAUCUACAGUGUCCUGAGAGCCCCAGGGCCUCUUUGGAGGAAAUUCUCCCCAAAGAGAUUCACACUGAGGCCAGCUCCAUUCAAUGGCAGCACAUCAUUAUCUCUUCACCAGAUUGUGUCCCAAUGGCCCCCACGAUUACUUUCCAGGAGCUUGCUAAUGGACCCAAACCAGCAAAUAUUCUGGGUCCUUGUAGAAUUUUUCAGAGAGCUGAGUAGACAUUGGAAUAAAUGAUAAUAUGGGAACAAAGGCAUUUCUCUGGCGUUGGGUUCCUCUUUUUUGAAGAUAAUUCUAGAAAACUGGUUCCUUUGUUUCUCCAUCCAUCUAGAAUCUGGACUGGUUGAUGUUUUGCCUGAAAGAAUAAUGUCAAAUUUCCUUGUGGGGGCAUUUUCAAGUUCACAUGCAGCACAGGACCAUCCAGAUCAUACAGGAUUGCUCCGUGCUCUGAUUGUGCUUUCCGGAGGUUUCCUGACUCCACACUUGUUUGCUACAGAUGCUGUAAUGAUACUGGCUACAACCUAGACCCACGAUUCCACUAUGAGAGGUUAUUUUCAUUGUAUUUUUGAAUGACCCUUCCCCUAAAGCUUUCCUAAAGUGAAACACUUCAAAGAGAUGUGUUAGAUAAGGUUAGACCAGGAUCAUAUCAUAAAAUCUCAGUUACUUAGGACAGAGAAUUACUGUUCACUCAUGUCAUGGGUAAUGCUAGGCUCCUGGUGCCUUUUCUGAAUGGUAGUUCAAGGACCCAGUGCUUCCAUCUCGAAGCUCUCUUCCUAUGAGAGUACACAGGUUUAUUCUUCUUCCCUCAGUCAUCAGAAAGUUUGUACAAGGAGGGCUUGUGGUGUGAGGAUGGGAUAGGUCUGUGCAGAGCAAAGGGAGGGUUGGGGAAUGAGAGGUACUCAGAGGAAGAAGAAAUACUAGAAAGAAGACUUCUUAGUCUAGAAUUAAUAACAUAGAAGUUAUUUGUAAUUUCUAGCAUGCAAUUACCACCAAUUUGCAUGCUUCUACCAUAGUCUCUACAGUGACUAAACUAGAAGUGACUUCACAGAUGUAGCUUUAGGUCAGGUUAAAAACAAUCUAGAAGAUUCCAAGAGCUUACAUAUUAACCACCAAAUCCAAGAGAAGCAGGCAAGCUUAAUUAUCUUAGACUCAGAAUUUGGAAGCCACUAUUGGGUGAGGGUUCUCAACAUCUCUACCCAGAAAACUGUGUGGAAGCAAUUCACUUACUAGCUUGAGGAGUCCAAAGUAUCGAACAUUUUCUUAAAAGUUGCAAAGCAAAAAAGAAAAAAUUGCAAGGCAUCUUGCAGAUCACAUAACCAACCCCUCAAAUUAUAGACAUGGGGGCUGAAGCCCCCAGCAGGUAAGUAGCUGCCCAGGGAUAGGGGCAGGGCUCUGAACUGUGUGCCAUACUAGGUGGGUUCUGAACCUGGGGGGCUUCACUGACAGAUUGUCCUCUGUAAGCUGUGGAGCUGGGGAGAAGCCUGGCCUGUGGGUUCUAUCCCACCCUCCCAUCACAUGAGUUCUCCUGAGUUCUCUUGGUUAAAGGGCAUAUUGUUGGUUCUUUACAAUCUCCUGGGAAUGUUCUUCUGCUGGUCUUGGAGCCCUGAGGGCCACCUGCUGUCCUGAGCAUUCGUCCACCUCACAGAUGUGAAAACAGGUCCAGCAGGAGUGAGCUUAUCCUGUGAGUUAGCCCCCAGCUAGGACUUAACUCCAUUUCUAAUUCAUGGACACAACUGUCUGGUGGGAUGAAGUGGUUUCAGGGGGAGCCUCUGUGAGAAGUACCAAGUAAGUGAAUAAGAAAUUAGUGGAGGAGCAACGGAUAUGACUGGACUUGGGUGCCGUCUGAGCGUGAGGACCCCCAACUCAGCUUUUGUAAGCCAGUUACCAGUAUCCAUGUUACCCCAGGCUUCUCAAAAAAAAAAAAAAAAAACAAAAACACUGUUAUUUCACCAUUAUUUCACCCCAAAGCAAUGUCUUGUGCUACAGUCCAAAUGUCUUACAUAGGAAUGCCAGUAAAUCAAGUUUAAAAAAAAAAAAAAGAAAGAAAAAAACAAUGCAACAGCUUUGAAAUGCAUUCUAGAUGAGACUUUUAGCCUGCCCCAGACAUUUAUUUCGACACCUUGUUUAUACAUUAUGUGAUUUCCAAGCCUUGGGCAAAACCUGAGAAAUGUCGUUCUGAUCAGCCAAGUAACCACUGUAAGACAGUUCAUAGACAGGAACUCAGGAGGGUGUGGAGCUGCAACCUCCUUUAUAUCAGGUUCCAUGUGUGUGGAGGGGAUGGGGGACAGAACUACCCGGUGUUAGAAAACGAGACAUGAGGCAGACUGUCGCUCAGAGGCUGUGCCCUGCUGCAGCUGGGAUCAGGUGGGAUCUGCCUGCCUAGGUCUGACUGCCUCCUCUGACUGCCCCGGGAAAGUCCCUUAACUCAGCUGCUGCCUCAUCCACGAAGCAAGAACUGGACUGUGAUGGAAGACCUUGGGCACCUUCGUGGUGGGGGUGGAGCGGUGACGUGCAUGCAAGGAGACGUGAAACUAUACCUCUCCAUCACACACCGUGUUGUAAACCAA
Molecule: messenger RNA, 8103 nt
Organism: Talpa occidentalis (Iberian mole)
Lineage: Eukaryota; Metazoa; Chordata; Mammalia; Eulipotyphla; Talpidae
Gene: RGL1
Product: ral guanine nucleotide dissociation stimulator like 1
Exons: 20
Coding region: 580-2976 (798 amino acids)
Biological process (GO): positive regulation of GTPase activity; Ras protein signal transduction
Cellular component (GO): plasma membrane
Molecular function (GO): guanyl-nucleotide exchange factor activity
Source: RefSeq, a predicted model, not a curated record